AUGGGGAGCGGAGCGAGUUUGAACAAUUCGUAUCAAAGCAGCGAGCAAAACGGUAAACUACAACACCAGGCGAGCUUAAAGGUUAGUACAACUCAACUCAAACGCGAACUGAAGGAGAAAGAUGAUUUUCUGCAGCGAAAAGACGCCGAAUUACAACAUCGACAACGUAUUAUUGAAGAAAAAGACGCCGAGUUGGCCAAACUGAGGAAAGAAAUUCACGAGUUGAAAUGCGUAGUGCAACAAACUGCUUCCAAGGCUAAUGUUUUGUCUACCAUUCAAGAGGAUGGGGGGCUCAGACACGCCAAAGAGAGAACAAGCAGAAAGGAAAAACGAAUGGCUGUCAGCGGGGAGAGCAGUUCGAAAGUGCAAGAGGACACAAAAAAGGAACUGGACCGCCACCCAAAAGACUUCAGGUAUGCUAGUACCGUUUAUGAAUAUUUUCAACAGAUUGUCAGUGAGCUGAAAGUCAUCAAUCGUCCGGAGUAAUAUAUUUGUUUAGAAUGUUUGUUUUUCUCACUUCUUUGUACCUGAAAUUGAAUGAGAAAUAAUGUCCUGCCAGGAAUAGUGAUAUCUAAGCUCACGGUAAAACUGUUUAAUUAUCAGUUAAGUGAAUGAAAAUUAUUCCUCAAGUCUCGUGAAGAGUGCUAUCUAAAAUCCAUUCGAACUGUUAAAAAGCUGAUUGUCAGGUUAAUUCGCUCCGUUUUGCAAAAACCAAUUAUUUUUUCAAAUCCUGUCCCCUUUGGUUCUUGGUUGUAGGCCGUGAAUUGGUCCUUUUGAAUUUUAAGCAGUAAAUAUAGAAUGACCUAUUCAGAAUUUAACGUCCAGCUCCAUAACGUUCUUGCAAUUUAAUAAACCGACAAGGCAUCAGUGUUCCAUUACUCUUUUAGCUGCCUUAGCGACCAAACUAUGUACUUAAUGUGAUAUAAAGUACAUCUGAAUAUAAUUUAUGUGAACAAUGCUAAAAAAAAUAAUUCAGAUCUAGAGACAGUUUGAAAAGGCAAGUGGCAAAAAAAUGUUUCUUUAUUUGGGGGUUGUCAUGAAUGCUCGACGUUCAGUGGUGGUGAAUUUAUAGACUGGAAGUUUUGGUACUGGAACAGCAGCACUUCCUUUCGCAUGUUUUGAGUCGUUGUCCAGUGAGAUCGAGUUUAUUUUGAUAUUGACGCUUUCAUUUAGACAAUAAGGCAUAUGACCUUUUGAAUAAUCACCUCAAGUAUGCAUUGUCGAGUCACUGAAAGUUUAAAGUUCUUUGAGAUAAAACAGAAAAAAAUGAGAAAAGAAAAAAAAAUACAGACAGUCGUCGUGUUUCACGGCCGUAAAAUCACUAAUGCGGAAUUUGCAAAUUAAGGUAAAAACAGAGAUAUAGGCUGUAUUAAAUAGUCUGUGAUUACUAUCUCCAUUUAAUGACGUGUUUUUUUGUUAAAUACAGCGUAAUUUUUGAAAAGGCUCCUUUCCGUAAUUUCGAUAAUCUCAGUAAUGUGCUUACCAUGGGCGGAUCCAGGAUUUUUUUUAGGAGGGGGUGCACUCGUCUCUUGCGCUACUUCAACACCAUUAAACCACAUAGUUUGUUUUUUGCAGAAUACUAAUCUUCAGGGGGGUUUGCGCAUCCCUGUAGAACCACUAAAUUGCGUGAACCUAAUACCCAACUACACUCUUUGAGAAGCUAAACGGACACAAAAAAUGGAAAAACAAACUCUUCCCAUACUUGUGCUUGUAGUUACCCAUAUGAAUUUCAAUAUUUUAUCAUAUUAUUUUUUUUUCACGAGCUCUUUUAUGUGUGUCUGGUGGUUUUAUUGUAUUAUUCUACCGGUGCUUAAAAAUAAAGUUACAAUCUUUGCACUUGAGUGCAAGAAAAACAGAGGGGACACAUGCAUGGCCAUUGGACAAUAUAAAAAAGCAAAAAGACUUAAUCUCAACUCAUACUCUCCUCAAUAUAACGCUAUUUUGCUCGUACUUUUUUUUCUCUUUCCCGAUACUUCUGUGUAGCAUAUGAACACCUCAUGUCAAUAAUAACAAGAGAUUCACUGCGUUAAUGUGCGACACGAAAUUUGGAGCAGUAACGUAGAAAAGUUAAAUAGUGGACAAAUUGACAACCUCACCUAGCAAAUAGCAUUGGGCACGCCCCUUGGAAAACUCUCUGUAUUGUUUGACUGUGUCUAUCAGUAUACUUAACAAUUAUUCCACAUCACAUAAAGAAAGUCCGAAGAAGUAAAAACCCGUCGACAAAUUCUGAAUUUUGUGUCGUUUGUUUCACAGAUCUAAGCAGCUUAUAAAGGAUGCCAUCAACGAGAAUGACUUUCUCAAAAACUUGGAGUCGGCCCAAGUGCGUGAGGUAGUUGACUGUAUGUAUCCCAAGACUUAUAACAAGUCCGAAAUUAUUGUCCAAGAAGGAGACAUUGGCCACGCUUUGUAUGUCAUUGCAGGUAAGAUCCAUCUGAGUCCUUUAUCUUGCUAAAAGAUUUUUAAUAAGUAAUAACGUUUUGUACUGAUUUAUUAUGGUUUUUACACUAGACUUUUCUUAAAAUUUAUGGAUUUCCAACGCUCCGAAACGUUGUUAACACGAGAUCAUGUUUGAGUUACAUAGUAUAUUUUCGGCGACGAUAUUUUCAACGACUUUAACUUUCACUGGUACAUGUCCCCACAGCACUGUAUUUACACGUUAAACCGUCGUAACGUCGGCGAAAAGACAGUGAAAUUAAAUAGUAUGUAGAAUUUCACAUUUUCAAGUCACAACAGUUGACUGGGCGAUAAUGGUGGAACACUGAAAUCACACAGUUGGACAAGUAAUUCAGGAUCCAAGCUCAUUUUAACAAAACUUAAAUUUCGUUUAUUACCUGUUUUCACUCUGAAUGACAUCAUUUGAGGAGAAGCAAUGAAAAAGAGAGGAGAUUAGGACUGCGGGCUCCUUUUGUCGCCCGGAAAAACCUUCUAUGUAUAGUUUGCAAUUCAGUAUUGAAUGAUCGGUUGAGUAGGAUGUGAAGAAUUAUGCAGAUCGAGGAGACUGUUAUCCACCGAGGUGAAGGCCGAGGUGGACGGAUAAUAAUUAUUCACAUCAUACGAAAGCCGAAUUCAAUAACUGUUUUAUUAUUCGUUCAAAAUAUUUCUAAGUUCUCAAAAGCUUAACUCCUCUUAGACUUUCUACGAAGCGGUUUCAGGAUAUAAACAGACCUUUUUUCUUGCAGAUUCCUAAAAAGUAGAUAACAUCCAUCGAGCCAUAUGUUUUGCUUAUUCUUGCAUCUCUUCCGUUCAGCUUAAGUCAGAAAUUCAUCUUCUUCGUUUUCGGAUAGCUGCGAACACCAUUUUUUGAUCGAUGGUCUAUUGCCCUUACAGCCUCGGCUCCAGGCAAAUAUACCAUCGUUCAACCUCGUAUACAUGUCAAUAAACCAUUGAAUCGCUGGUAUAUUGCUCGCAUCCUCGUUCAAGUUUGGGCAACUCCGGUUGGUUAUGAGGAAUUAGCUGGGGGUUUUAAUCCAAUCAGAAACGGAAUGAAUAAUGAUAGGGCCCUAAGAACAGGGACACCUGUGAUAUUGGUUCGGUUUAGAAUAUUGACUUGAUUAGCGUUCUUUUUAGAGGGCCGUCUUGAAGUCACAAAAGAUGAAGAAGUUUUAGGUGAAAUGAACGGCGGAACUGUGUUUGGGGAGUUGGCCAUUUUGUACAACUGUAAACGAACUGCAACUGUCAAAGGUAUUUGCUAUCCGUAUUAGCCAUUUGUAUUGCGUCUGACUUAAGUCAUAUUUCAUUAAUUCAUGUGCAUGUAAGCUCAACUGAUUUGCCCAGAACAGCCUUGGGGCUCACCUGCUAUGUGAACCCUUUCAUGAUGACAGCUGUCAUGUAAAAAGAGGUUACUUUGAAAAGAUGAUGCGGUGCUGCGGUAAAUUUAAACGAAGAAUUUCGUCCGUUCAACGCAAACUGAGUGGCCGGGACGCAUGUGAACAAACUCACUCAUUUGACUGUGAACUUUCUCACUGUUCUUCAAGGUAAUUUAGGAGUUAGUCAUUUCCAGUCAAUAUGAUAUUUUGGCCUAACAAGAGUUAAAUAUGUAAAAUAACAGACGAACCUCCAUGUGCAACCACCUUUCGUAAGGGACCAUCUCCCAUGAUCGAUCACUGAUCCAGAACACUGAAAUGUUAUUUAUUUGGUUAUUUAUUUAUUCAUAAACUUCGCCAUGAGGCCUAUCACUCACAGAGCAAGCUCCACUACGAGGUCCAGAAAGCCUCUAGUUAGAAACUUUCUUCAACGACCAUCACCGAUCCAGAACACUGAAAUUUUCCCAAAGCCUCUAGUUAGAAUCUUUCGCCAAGGACCACCUCUCGUAAGCCUCCAUCUCCCAUGAACGAUCACCAAUCAAGAACACUGAAAAUGUUCCUAAAGCCUUUAGUGAGAAACUUUCGUCAACGAAUACCUCUCGUAAGCGUCCAUUUCCCAUGAAAGAUCACUGACCCAGAACACUGAAAUUUUUCCAAAGCCUCUAGUUAGAAUCUUUUGUCAACGACCAUCUCUCGUAAGCGUCCAUGGCCAUGAACGAUCACUGAUCCAGAACACUGAAAUUUUAUCAACGCCUCUUCUUAGAACCUGUCGUCAACGACCAGCUCUCGUAAGCGUGCAUCUCCCAUGACCCAUCACCGAUCCAAAAAACUGAAAUUUUCCCAAAGCCUCUAGUUAGAAUAGUUAGAACCUUUUAUCAACGUCCACCUCGUAAGCAACCUCGAUCACUUUUUGGGCUGAUGAUUUCUUAGUUUCCAUUGGUUUUAAGCGACCGCUUGAUUCAAGGUGCAAUCUCUAUGCUCAGAGUGUGAACUAGGCUACUAAGAGUAUGCGAAGAACUUUUAGUAAGAAUACGAAACUACACAUAAUUUAGCCUCAGAAAACAGCCGAGUAAAUGACCUCCUCCCGUAAGCGACCACUAACUAUACGCAUUUUGGGUGGUUGCUUAUUGAAGGUUCGACCGUUUUUGUAAUGUGCCUUCUAUUUCUUUUCCGUAGCCAUGGACAGUGCCAAGCUAUGGAUUAUCGAUCGUAGCGUGUUUCAGAUGAUCAUGAUGAGGACGGGAAUGAUGAGACAAGCCGAACAUAUUGCAUUCCUUAAAAGGUAGCCAAACUAAGGACAUCUUCAUAGGAAGCUACCAUUCCCAGGCUACUUUUAUCAAUGAUGAGUAUUACAAAUGCCUCUGUGGUGGUGGGGGGGGGGGUGGACAUGGUUAGUGAUUGACUGAGCCAUACUGUUUUUAAGUAUAUUGAUUCCAGCGAAUGGGUUAGAAUGUAAACAAGAGCUCCGCUUUUAGGCUUGGCUAAAUCUAUGGCAGUCAUUCCAUGAUUAUCUACAAAGUCAAAUUUUGUUUUCCGAGGAUUCUUCGUGUCACAAAAACCGACUUAUCCAACAAACAUUUCCCUGUAUUUAUUCCUUUUCUCCUUCGAUACUCGCGCGCGUUAUCGACACUAAAGGGCGGGCGUAACGUGAUAAGUGUUCAACAAAUGUGAAGAGUAUUAAAGCUACUUCUCGCUUUUCUCUAUUACCCGUCAUAUAUAUUUCUAAAAUACAUGAAUGCUUUCCAUUCCAAUGGAACCUAGAUCAUAGAGAAGCUGUACGAUUAGCUUAAAACGAAACAAAACCUUCGAAGAAAAUUGCUCGUAUCGGUGAGUGUUCUAUGAGGGCGCAUAUUUUUCAGUGAGUUAGAAGAUUUCGAACUACGAAGGUAAAAAAUAGGCGCUUUACCUUUAUAUUUGAUCUUGUCGUUUCCCUCAUAAUUUUUGCGGCGCAGUACAAACUCUCCAUCAAUCUACCGAGGCACUUUCUUUAUAUUCUUUUUAUUUUCGAUGCUACAAUCAGUGGCUUUCCUAAAAGAUUGAAAUCAUACUGAACAGAACUACGAAGAGCAGCCAUUGCUACAAAAAAAAAACACCCCAUUUUAGUUAUUGAAUUUUUAAAAUAAACUAUAAAAACGAAGUUUCGGUUUGGCUUUUUGGUAGUUUGUUAAAGAAACUAACAAAAGCUUACGCUAAACUGUUGCAUUUACAAGUGAUGCGUUGCCCGUAUUCCACCGCAUAGAUUUUUUUCUAAUUCUACAUCAUGCCCUUCAUGUUUCAGUGUUCCUCUUUUAAAAAACUUAUCCGAACAAGAAUUAGCCAAGCUUGCCGACGUUAUGGAAGAGGUAAUAACCCACGAUUACUCAGCCUGACUGGUGUAGUUAUACCUUAUUCUCAGUUAAUUCGCGAGUAUUAAAUUUCGCGAAUUCAAAAUCAUGAGCCAUAUUUCGCGAUUAUUUAGUUUCGCGAUUCUGGGGAAUUUUAGCAAUUUAAUGGGGAUUUUUAGGGAUUUUUAGAUUUAGCGAGUGUUAAAUUUCGGGAUUUUUCUCCAAUCGUGAAAAUCGCGACAUUAAAUAGUCGCGAAGUUAAGUGAGAAUAAGGUAAUUAGAUUUCUAGGCACUUUUAGACUAAAGGUUCCCUGUUGGUCAUAAUUGUAUGUAGCAGAAGGCUGAUGCUGACUGGAGUCUGAUUGCUAAGUAUAUGUGAUCGUUUCCUUUUAUUCGCGAUUUUAGGAUUAUUACCAUGGCGAUGACUUCAUUAUACGCGAGGGAGAAAGGGGGGACACAUUCUAUAUCAUCAAUAGAGGAUCGGUAUGUUCUAUAAGUGUGUAACUGUUAUAUACUACAACCAUGCUUCUGUCGGGAGAAAAUAGAAAGGGAACCUGUGACUUCACGUGGAAAGCUAUAAUAAUUUAUUGUUUUUGAUUUGAUUUGCACGAAAUUUUUUGCAAGGGAUUAGUUCCCGGUGUAGUGAAUCCCGAAGGAAACCUUUCCAGAACCCCCUUCCCCUCCCCCCAAACCCGCAAUAAAAAUGCUUUGUUUAUAGACAACGCAAAUCACCCUUGGAGCAAGCGUAUGGAGAUGGUAGUUGACCUGUCGGCUUCAGGGGCUUGAGACACAUAUUAGCAAAUUGUGACAAGAAUCGAUUUCCUUUGGAAGGAACGAUGGUAAUUUGUGAUAAAAUAGAACCGUUAUAUUAAAAAUAGAGAAGCCCCUUUUUAACUGUUUUGCUAAAAAUGAAAGUCUUUUAAGGAUCACCAACCUGAAAAUGCUGUUGAACCGGAUCGGUUUGAUUAAACAACGCAUGGGUUACAUUUUGUUGUAGAAGUGACCCCUGGUAUCCACCAGCCUCCUCUAUCUCCCUUUUGAGGGCUCAGCACAGCCUUCUCCCCUCUCACCCACUUCCAUCGUUUUCUGGUUCAGUUUUCGCGCAGCUGUAUUUCUUACGAACCACAAAAGAAAACAAAAAGGGGAAAACCAAUAACCGUCAUCUUCCCAGCAUAAGGGUUUUAUAAAAGGGAAGCUCCUUCACACUUCCCAACAUCGUUGCAUGUUGUAUAUGGCGCAGUCUGUUGCUUGUUUCUAUCAUGUGUGUAUCAUGUUUUCCGCUUAGGUGAUCGUCACUCAAAGAGUGGCGGGAUUUGAUGAGCCUCGGGAGAUUAGAAGACUCCAGAGAGGAGAUUACUUUGGCGAAAAAGCUCUCUUAAGGUACCACCCUCCAACGUCUUCCUCCCUUCUUACCGUCAUGAGCAUCAGCAUCAUCAUCAUCGUCAUCAUCAUCAUCGUCAUCGUUAUGAUGUCAUCGUCAUAAUCAGCAUCAUCGUCAUCAUCAGCAUCAGCAUCAACAUUAACGUCACCUACCAUCACCAUGCUUAUCACUACUGAUCAUCAUCAUCAUCAUCAUCAUAUUAUCAUCAAUCUCUCAUUUGUUCAGCUCUGUUUCUUUUGAUCACUUCUCUUACGAUUGCCUGGGGUGCCAGUAAAGGUUAAAACUGGAAUUUCAGUCGUCUGGGUCUCACUUCACUCCAAUCGUUUUCUGAAAUCAGUUGUAAGAUUAUUAUAGUUUUGUUUUUGUUUUGUUUUACAGUUUACACCUGUAGCCUUAAAUGAUUUUUGUUUGCUCUUUCUUCAGUGAAGAUCGCAGAACAGCAAAUGUGAUUGCUGAGACACCGGGCGUGGAAUGCUUGGUUAUCGAACGAACGUGAGUUUAAUACCGAAACUUUUACAUUGCUUCCACCGCCACCACUACCACUACUUACUUGUUGGUGAAGUCUUGACUUUUUAAAGCCUCUUUUCAUGUGCCCAACUCCUUUGAUCUCCUAUAAGAAUAAAUUUCAUAAUCAUCGGUACACGGACUACUGUAGAAGUAAAACGACGUAAAUCUUUGUUUUUAAUGAAAGUGCACCUAGCCAGAGACUCAAGCUAGUUUAGAGGCACACAACUCAGAUAGUCAGGAACGAAUAAUCUAAAUACAACAAAACAUAGUUUAAAUACGUCAUCUGGCAGGAGAAACCCAGUGGCCUAUUUGCAGACCUUUAGCUCUUAGUUUAACAAGAAAUCAAUUUUUACCGUAAAACUAUCUAGCUGACGUUUUUAAGUGGUAGCGUUAAAAUAAGGAAUACGAAACUAUUUCUCGUGAACUUGUUUUGAACCAAUGCCGCCCUACCCCUCCAAGAUACUAACGGAAAUAACUUGUUUUGCAAUGCAUUUCUCAGUGCUUUUAAGGCUCUUAUCGGCAACCUUGAUGAACUCAAGAAGAAAGACUACGGCGAUAUGGAAAGAGGAGCCACAAGGUACAACUGCACAUAAUAAUUUCUUACUCUCGACUAGGUAAAAGGCAUAUUAGUGAGAAAAUAUCAUCUCCUCUGCAGAUGUCUGUCGGCUUCUAAACUUGAUUCAAGCUAUAACGAGGAUAGGAAAAUCUCCAAAGAGUUCCAGGAGUUGACUCUUGACGAACUGGAAGUAGUGGCCACCCUGGGGAUGGGAGGAUUUGGACGCGUGGAGCUGGUAAGAGAAACACAUUUUAAUUUUUUCAGGAGGGUGGGGAAGCGAGAGGACCCUUGGGCGUGGUUGAGUAAUAAUCCACCAAACUAGAUAGUCGAGAGUGCUUAACCCGUGAAAUAGGGAGAGGACACUACGAAGUAUUAUACUGUAAUUUCUUUUGUUUACUCCCAGUAUUUUCCACUCACCUAUAUAACAUAACGUUUACUGCAUUCCUUUCAAGGUACAAAAUGUAAAAGACAAAAGAACGUACGCGUUAAAAUGUUUGAAGAAAAAACACAUCGUGGACACAAGGCAACAAGAGCAUAUCUACUCCGAGAAGAAAAUAAUGUCUCAAGCAAAUUCACCCUUUAUCUGCAAGUAAGAUAUAACCGAUAUUCCUCCCAUUAAGUUAGGGAGCUUUAACAUCUACCACGGCGACGGUAGCGAAAACGAUUCGCGCUGCUUCAAACUUCUUCGCUCUUAUUCCGUCUGGUUCAAUUUGUCAAAUUUUGGCCAAUUUUUCUUGAGCUGAAUUCUAAACGACUGUAUCUAAGUUGAGCAAAAGAAAAAUUAAAAUCUUUUUCUUGCAUUCACGUCCUUUAUAAAAGGUGGAUUUGGGAAGUUUCCAAUGUACCGAAAAAAGCGUGAUGCGCGUGCAAGGUUGUUGUUUUACCAAUCCAAACCUAUCGCUUUUUUUGUCGUUCUUGUUGCCGUAGUCGUUGCUUAAGCUUUCUAUUAUUAAUUUAAUCUUAAAAAGGACAACAAGGAAAUCAUACUUUUAUGUAAACAGUUUCAUUUUGGUAACCGGAAGAGCUGAAAUAUUGUCAUCCUUGGGGACCUGGAGGGGUUAGUAAGUCGCGUCGAGAGAAACGCACCGUGCUUUGAAACAUUCAUUGUGCAGUUUCUCUUGCCCUAAAGACUGCCUCUGGGUCUUCGAGGAUGAAGUAUGAUAUGAAUGUUGUAGGCAAGGUGACAAAAAAUCGGCGCUGGUUUUCAGGCGUUUGGGAAGCGCCCCAUUCCUUAAUGUACUGAAACAAAGAGAUGCAAACCUUUUCGCCUAAAUGUAAUGUGUGAUAAUCUAAGACAGUCUUGGUUCUGGAUUCCACGCUGUUGAUUCCGGAAUUCAGGUACCAGAUUCCGGAUUCCUUGUCAGUAGUACUUGGAUUCCAGAUUCCAAUCCACGUUAGCCGGAUUCCGGAUCCCAGAUUCCUAAGCUGAAUUCUAGAUUCAAAAGCCUAGGAUUCUGGAUUCCAGGAGCAAAAUUUCCUGACUCGCGGAAUGCGGAUUACCUUACAUGGGAUCAUUAUACGUUUCUGGGAAACUGCCCACCUACCCCCCGCUAAGCCAACAUUUUGCCCUAAAUGAGAAGUAAGCGUUAAUGCUGGCUUAGGAGAGGCGUAGGUGGGCAGUUUCCCAGAAACGUAUCCACAUGGGGCAAAACCUUUGGUGCUUUGCAUCGCAACCAUUACUAUAUAAUAUGUUGCGGCCUCCCCUGAUGUAAUUGAAGUUGUCAAACCAAAAUGAUUCAUUCUCUAACUACAGGUUGUAUCGGACCUUCAAGGAUCGAAAGUACGUUUAUAUGUUGUUGGAAGUUUGUCUAGGCGGAGAACUUUGGACCAUCCUAAGAGACAGAGGGUUUUUCGAUGACUCUACCGCUCGAUUUUUUGUGGCCUGUGUCGUGGAAGCUUUUGAGUAUCUGCAUUCACGAGGAAUUGUUUAUCGCGAUCUGAAGGUAUAAACGCAAUGUUCAAAUAUCAUCAUGUUUAAAUACCCUUCGUACUGUAGAUUAUGAUAUCUAUACUGCUUAGAGUGCAUGGGGUGACUGUGUGAGGCCACUGUUAUGGUCCAAACUCCAAUCGCGAACGGACACUUCCUGGAGACGCGCGCUGAAGCCCUAGCUACAAACAUUAACCACAAAGGACUGCAAAGGACCGCGAACGAAUAUGCCGAAGAACGUGGGAUCUAUAAAGACUUGAUCAGCAAAAAUAAUAAUGUAGACAUAUUAAAUUCUGCAAGCAACUACAUUCUUUCACUAAGCAAGCAACUACAUUCUUUCACUAAGUAAACCUAAAACAACUACCUAUGGUCUUAACUCCUUUUCUUACUUUUCAGCUAAGCAGUGGAAUGCACUGCCGGACUUUUUUCGUACAGUUUUUUUGCAGACUUUAAGACUAAAAUACAGGAUGCUACCUUCAUGUAGAUUCUUUUUGCCUGACAUACUUAAACUUAAAAUUGUGAAUUGUAAAUGAUAUUUUCUUUCCUUGCAUUUAAGGUAUAUAAAUAUUUUCUAUAUAGUUUUUAUGUAGUGUCAGCUCGAAGAUAUUAGCUUGUUAGCUACUCUAAAAUUCGAGUAUAAAUAAAGUUUUAUGUUAUGUUAUGUUACGCAAUGCUGAUCGUACUACGUGAAAAUUAACUCUGCAAGACAUCAACACGACACCGAAAGAACUCAAAACAGAGCGGGAUCGUAGCUAUAGACAGUUGUUUGGCCCUUUUUGGGGCUCGUCAGUAUGGCGCAACUUUCUGUGGUUGUUGCGCCAUACUGACGAGCCCCAAAAAGGGCGAAACAGCUGUCUAUGGCUACAAUCCCGCUCUGUUUUGAGAUCUUUCGGUGCCGUGUUGAUGUCUUGCAGUACGAUCAGCAUUGCAGUAUCCUAGCCACAGUUCAUACAAACACAGCCUGGACGGUUUCUCGAUAAAGUACAUUCCUUUAUAAUACAUAGUCUUAGUGUUACCUUCAAACUGAUUUACUGAUUACACUUGCCUUUAAGGGAUUUUAGGAAUGCUAAAAAAGCUAAAAUGCUUUAACAGUUGUUGUCGACUAAAUAGAGGUCAAAUCGAUCAUGCGGCUGAAUAAGCAACCUACCCACACCUCUUCAGAUUUGUGAACUGUUGCCAGCGGCUUCACUUUUCCACAACAAAUAACUAGGAUUUCCAAGAGACUAUCAUGUGUCAUAAAGAACUCGUACGUGACUUGCGCGUUACUCACACUGAUAAUGCGCGCUACUAAUUUCUUGGUUGCGCAGGAAGCAUGCUCUUAAUAUAAGUGGGCCCCGACUUUAAUUUUCGUGUCCCAAACGUGUACACUUAACAGUGGUUCGAUUUUAUUACGAUGUAUUUGAAGAUAAAAGAUUUAAAGUGUUGAUUGAUGUCUGUUUUUUUUCUAUCAGCCGGAAAAUUUACUUUUGGAUAAAGAUGGAUAUGUGAAACUGGUACGAUGGAAGUAUUUCUUUUUUGUAUCCUCUUUGAAUUUCAUUCGGUUUUAGUUACAUUGUUUAUAUUGCACUAUCAGGUUUUUAGUAUAUCAUUUUAUGUUAAAGUGGUUUUGUGAUAAAAUCCGAUAAAACAGACACGCUUUUUUUUAUUUGUAGGUGGAUUUUGGUUUCGCCAAAAGAAUUGGAUUCGGAAGAAAGACAUGGACAUUUUGUGGAACACCGGAGUAUGUUGCUCCAGAAAUUAUUCUUAACAAGGUAAAGAUUAUAAUAUGUGAUACGAAUAACCAUUCUCGCUCAUAUAAGAAUGUGACUUUGUCCUAUUAAAUAGUCUUACCUUUUUUCGAGUGAGAAACAUUGCAGGCGGUUUAUUACCUUUAAUAGUCCAGUUUCGAAUUCUUCGCGGCCGCUGAAUAGAAGCACCGAAGACUCCCAGGCAUCCUCUCACCGGUAUUUGUGAAUAUUUCACCGGAGCUCCACGCGCGCGCGAGCGGAGCGCCAUAGCUGAAAAAAUUUGGUAUUCUAUCCACCCCAAAAAAUUUUGGAAGUCACGUGACCGUACGUGCACCCGCCCGCGCAAACCCCCAGUCCGUUCUUCCGUUCGUCCGUCCGUCCGUCCGCACACAGGGAACCGAUGUGAAAUGUUACACUGGGCGCUUUCUAUUCACCAAAAACUUUGAGAAACUUACAUGGAAAGGUCCAUCGAAUGAAGAACGUGUUUUAUUUGACACAAGUUCCAUUCGUUUAUGCUCUCGUCACCAAAAUUUAAGAAGAUGGCUGAGGUAUCGUCGUGACUAGCCUGGAACUGCCUUGCGAAAACUCUUAAAUGGAACAUGCAUUUCCAUUGGAUGGUUUCCAAAGCGAUAACAGGACUACCUUUUCAAUUUUCCAGUUAUAUCGCGGACUCGGGUGUUGACCCAUCGAGGUUACGUGUUUUUUUUUUAACGUCUACCGCUGACAAGUUUCUAGUUUUCAAAUAAUCACAGGCUCAACUCUAUUUGGAUUUCUUCAGUGCAAUGGUUUUCAUUAACGGGAGCUUCGCCCUUAGCCUUGGCUAAAUCUACAUAUUACUUCAGGUUGAGCAAAACCCUUUACAAAUAAUUCUUUGGCGCAUUUAUUAAGCGGCCACGAUAAAUUCGGCACAGGACUAUUGAGAGCUCAGUAUUAUGCAACUGGCAACUGAUAUGAAAAAAGGAACGGCCUGAAGUUUUCAUGUUUUUUUUCGACUCCUUACAGCUGAAAUAAACAGCGUUGAUCACAUUUGCCAUUCGCUUCUUUUGCAUUUAAUUUUUGUCUGAUAGCAACAGUCAGAGUUUAAAUCCUGGAAAUAAAACUGACUGUGAGGGUUCGGUCGCUUCCACAAAAGUUUACAUUGGCUUUACUUCAAGCAAUGACACCUUUUUGUUUAAUAAUAAGUGGUGAUAAAGCUAAGCUUCCCCGUUGAUAAUAGUUAAUUGAUCUCUCGUUAAAAGAAAUAGUGUGUAAAUGCAUAACCCUUAUGCGGCAAAAUUUGGUAGCAAAACUCAAUCCUGGGCUUUCCUCGUUUAUGAUGCUCUUGAUGGAAACACUUGAUAACAUAGGGCGUGUGCUUACCCUUUCUAAGUCCUAUAGACGUGUUUAGUUGUGUUUAUUAAACUCAGAUUUUGUUUACUUUCAUCAAAGUUCCCAUUCAGUCGAAGACAAUCAUGAAGAACGUUCUACCUUUUUGUGGAAUUGAGCUUCCAACCACUCAAACUAACAGCAAAAGCAGUGAAAAUAUUUCACAAAUUAACAUUGCCCGGGUGUUUGAGUUCAAAAAAGAAAAAAAAGAGGUCAUCAUACGUAUUAUUUAUUCUUUUGUAGGUGUUGUCACUCACGUUCACGCUCAUUUAUUUUUUAUGCUCAUUUGAUUCUCAGGGUCAUGAUUUGUCAGCCGAUUGCUGGUCUCUGGGAAUUCUCAUUUUUGAGCUUUUAACUGGAAGGUGAUUUUUAUGGUCAACUAGUUGUAAACGGCAGUUACAAUCCCGGGGAGGGGGAGGAUCGAGGUACUCUCUUAUAUAAGCCAUACAGGUAUGUGCCGCCCUUAAAGGGUAAGGUUUUUGCACCUUUUCGGUCUGAAAACGGGUAUAGACUUUGCCCAUUCUGGUCUGGAAUCGGGUAUGGUUUUCGACGGAACUACGGGAGUGUAUGAACGUGUAUGCAGUUUCAAUUCCAGAUGACUAAGAAAGAAAGAAUAAUACGUGAAUUCGGAUGGAUUUGAAGAAAUCUUUUUGUUGGGUUCUAAUUUAUUACGUAAUGUCAUGAUUUCGUAGAGGCCAAACCUGAAAAGGAAUAUGGAUUUUAGAGGCCAGCUCUAGACUGAAAACGGGUGUGAAAAAUGACAUGUUUUGGCCUGAACUACGGUCAGGACUUGUAGAAGCGGGCGGCACACCCCCACCAAGAAUUCCCAGGAGUACCCCCUGGGGUUAAAAUUUAAUGCAGUAACGUUAUUUCAGUGUUCUAUUUUAACUACGUGGUUAUUGUCUUGUGCCGUUCACAACAGAGAUUCCAAAUACCGACGUUUUCUAAUAUAUUAUUUUCUCUCUUCACCGCAGUCCACCAUUCUAUGGCGCAGACCCCAUGAAGACCUACAACAUUAUCUUGCGCGGAAUGGAUGUGGUUGAAUUUCCAAAAAAGAUUGGUCGCAAUCCUCAGAACCUUAUAAGAAGGCUCUGCAAGGAAAGUCCCACUGAAAGACUGGGUUAUCAAAAGGACGGUCUCACAGACGUCAAGAAACAUAAGUAAGAGCCUGCCUUACUAGUCCCAGGCCUUUACGUUCAUGCAUUACUAUGACGAGCGAGACGAACGGCUUGGAAACCAAUUUGUUUCUUCCACACGUUAUUGUUCAUAUCUCACACCGCUAGUUGUAUUGUUAGUCACGUAUCCCUAGGUCAUCGAGUUAUUUCCUAUAGCCUUAGGUGUCUAGGACCCUUCUCAACACUAGCUGUUCCUAACAAGCAGACUCUCUGGAGUAAAUUCAAGAUUUUUGGUGUGCCUAUCUUGGUAACCCACAUCAUGAAGUUUUUAGUCACUACCCAAGUGCCCCAAAUACAAUUGGAAAAACAGAAUAGAUACGCUUUUGCAGCUCCACAUUUUUUUGUAUUUCCCCUUUGGAGUCCUGGUAGUGGUCGAUCUUCUCUCGUUCGUUUUUUGCGAUUCGGGUAUCAAAAGGACAUGCCACAUCGAUGAUUUGGCACACUCUGCUCGCCUUUUCCAUUACGACUAUAUCAGGCCUGUUAUGGUCUAAAUGAUGGUCUGUUUGCAUUCUGAAAUCCCACACUAGUCAUUUUCCGUCACUGCUUCUGGAGAAUGAUCGUACGUCUCGUUUAUCAUCAUCAUCAUCAUCAUCAUCAUCAUCAUCAUCGUCAUCAUUAUUAAUACUAUUAUUUCUUAAUAUUGUGCUCAUUUUUUGUAGAUGGUUUCAAGGUUUUCACUGGCAAGGUCUUUUAGAGCGAACACUUGAACCUCCCAUACGGCCUAAGGUAUUUUGUUCACAAGUCAUAUAAUUCUCUUUAGCAGAUCUUUAAGAUGGCAAAGAAUUUUCUAAAAAAAUAUGAUUUAUAUUUAGAUGCUGUAUUUGGUUUAGUUUUUUCGUGUAUUUCCAUUUGUUUUCUUCGGCUGUCAAACAACCUACCUUCUUCCUGUAUACUCAAGGAAGCAAAGCUAUUUUCCUAGGUCUAGACAUAAAUUGCGCUUCUCGAAUUGACCUAUGUAAAAAAAAAUAGUAAUAUGCAAAAAUAAUAAUAAUAUCAAGGAAACAAAAGUAGCGUUUUGCAUAGCUGUCAAUGGUUCUCUCAAUUAACCUUCUAAAGUAACGUAAACUUCCGAUUAUAAACCCUGGGCUUAUACAACCUCGUAAUGGGUUUUAGGAGGGUUUAUAACCAGGGGAAAAGGGGGCGUGGGAGUUAGUCAACAUAACUAUCUUUCCAUUUUACUCAAAAAGUGUUUUGAAAACAAUCAUGUUUGAAAACAUGGAAGUGCAUCUGAUCAAAAUACUUUUUUUUUUUAAAAAUUUGUAAAUCAGGAUGUUUUUCAGUUUCAAAACGUCGUAAAAAUGUCGAAUCCAUUUCAAUACAAGCUAAAGGGGGGCUUAUAUCCUGAUGCAUUUUUUUUACGGGUAGAUGGGCCUAUAAAUGAGGGGGGGAGGGGUCUUAUAAUCGGACGUUUACCGUGCUUGCAAUACAAAUGACCAGCCGUUAGGUGCGUCUCCUCGAGAAAUUUUGAAAAAAAAAAUUCAAAACCCUAAAUAGCAUUUCUUUUAUGUACCUCCAGCCUGAAAAGCGAUACCUCUCUGUGACAGAGCGUCCCCCUAUAGUCCAUUUCAUGGAGCCGCCCCUUUAGGGCCAUCAUAACCUGCGUGUCAGGAACGAGAGGGGACAAGAAAAUGCUUCGCGCGAAUACGCAUCAUUGCCUUGCCCCAUUUCCUUUUCCCUUUCGAUACCUGCCACGCACGCAUGCUAGGACCAUCAGAGAUACAAGCAAACAGACAAACAAAGGCGAAGGUUGUUCUAGUGGUAACUAUUAGAGACAUUUAGAUUCCAAGACGAGGACGACUACGAGUACGAGAUUUUCUCAAUGCCAAGUAGAGCACCCGCGUGGACCAGCGUCAUUUUGGCGGGAAAACGUGAUAACGUCGUCAUUCUACUGAGAGGUUGAGAGGUUUAGUGGGAUUGUCGUAGUAGCAGAGGUGUCAAAUGUGAGAAGUUUUAUCUUAACAGUGCCAACUUUUCCUUUGAAAAAAAGUUUAAAGAAGCUUUGCCGGGUAUCUAUUUUUGGGAAUGUCGUCGUAGUCAUCUUUGUCCUGGAAUCUAGAUCCAAUUGACGAUCUCUAUUACAUAGCUUUCAGUCCUUAUAAACUUUGUUGUUGUUGUUGAUCGAUUAUUAGGUAAAAAGCGCCACGGAUUUCAGCAAUUUCGAUCAUUACCCGAAGGAUAUGGAUGUUCCACCAGAUGACCUAUCAGGAUGGGACGAAAAUUUUUAAACUACCUUGAAAGUAAAC
Messenger RNA from Porites lobata, 17008 nucleotides. NCBI's taxonomy places the organism in Eukaryota, Metazoa, Cnidaria, Anthozoa, Scleractinia, Poritidae. The record is from the annotation of a GenBank genome assembly.